Trichoplax adhaerens is the source of this 1437-nucleotide messenger RNA. RefSeq lists its product as uncharacterized. The record is from RefSeq and is a predicted model, not a curated record. NCBI's taxonomy places the organism in Eukaryota, Metazoa, Placozoa, Uniplacotomia, Trichoplacea, Trichoplacidae. Gene Ontology annotation, biological process: intracellular mRNA localization. Gene Ontology annotation, molecular function: mRNA binding. The coding region runs from base 1 to 1437 and encodes 478 amino acids. Gene Ontology annotation, cellular component: nuclear outer membrane-endoplasmic reticulum membrane network; endoplasmic reticulum; ribonucleoprotein complex. The transcript is spliced from 12 exons.
AUGGCCGAGAAUGAUGACAUGGAGGCGAACGAGACAGCUUCCAAAAUGCGAAAAUUACGACCACCUAAUCGGAAAAAAUUCAAUGACGAUAUCGAACUACUAAAGGAGGAAAUUAAGGAAAAAGAAAAGCGAAUUAAAUCGAUCGUCAAGCCUCUUCCGCAAACCAGUUCUGAAUCUACUGCAAAGAAGGAUAAAUUGAUUAAUGAACUUGCAGAGAUUCGCAAUGAAAAGCAAAACAUCGUCGAUAGAAGAAGAAGCACAGAUGAAGAGCUGAAAGCCCUUAAUAAGCAAGUGGCUGAAAAGAAUAAUAAUAUUACAAGGCUGUUAGCCGGAUUACAUCAUUACAAAUCUCAAGAAUCGAUUGAUGAUGCUAUCAAGAAGCUUGAAUUUCAAUUGCAAGUACAGCGUCUAUCAUUGAAGGAAGAAAAGCAUUUAGUAGCUACAAUUGAUGCGAUGAAAAGAUCCAAAAAGACUUUAAAGACUUAUAAUUUAUCUCAGCAAGCACUUAAUGAGGAUCGAGAUAAAGUGAAACAGAUUAGGCAAGCUAAAGAUGCGUGCAGUAAAGAAAUCUCUGAGCUAAAAGCAAAAGAAGAUAAAAUAAAAGAGACAAUCUCAUCUUUAAAGAUACAAAACGAUGAUGCGAGAAUAAAAGCUCGUGAAAAGUAUGCUGAAAAAGAUAGCUUACGAAAAGAAAUUGAUGACCUAUAUAAUAAGAAACGAGAGUUAACCGCAAAUUUUUACAAAGAACUCAAUAUGUACAAUAAGCAAUCUAGAGAAAUGAUGAAACGUAGUAAAGAUGAACGAAGUAAAAGGAAAGAAGAAAGAGAACUUGCAAGACAACUAGCAAUUAAGGAGUAUGAAAAUUCUCUUUUACCGUUCGAGAACGAAAUCACGACAUGUAGCUCCCUUAUAACUUAUUUACAAAGAACUGGUAGUUCGGUCGAUGUACGCUCGCAAGAUGAUGUUAACGAUGCUGCUGGACCAAAAGAAGAUAAAAUUAGUAAUUCUGAAUAUCCAGAUGGAGUCUUCAUUAGCAAAAAAUCUGAUGAUGAUGAAGAAUUUAUGACUGUUACUAAGAAAUCAAAUAAAAAAAGGGCAAGAAAAAAUCGAAAAGUAGCUAAUACAAAAAGAUUAAAUCAUCACACGGAAGUUUUUGAGCAAUUUCUGUCUCUAAGCCUCCAUGCACCUGCAACAACUGCAGAAAUACCUCAAUUAAUGGAAACUUUGCAAGGAAAGCUAAAACAUUAUAAAUCAGAACAAGACGCUGAAAUUGCUAAAAGAGAAAUCGCUAAAACUGAAGAAAAUAAUGAAAAUGGCUACACCGACCAUGAUGAUACGCCAAUAUCAGACACCAUAGAGACUGAUACGUUAAGUGUGGAGGCAGAUCUAGAUAAUGAAGCCAAUAAAUCUGAAAACGAAUUAAACACCGAAGAUUAA